AUGGCUUUCCAACCAAGAGAAAAAAAAGAACCUACCAAUAACAUAACGGAUGGAAAGAAUUCAGCUGAAGAAUACAACGGAAGACUCAGCACGUCAGGAAUAGCUAAUACCGUACAAACGGUAGGCGAUGCCGUUCAGCCUUUUAUUCCAUUAUUCAGUAUGGUCACAAAUAUCGUUCAACAAUUAUCAACAAUCUACGAAAAUGCCAAAUGCAACCAAAAAAUUUGUUUAGUAUUAGUUGAGCGUGUCGAGAUCGCGCAAUACGCAGUAAAAUCUUUACAGCGGCAGAAACAGGCUAAUGAAGAAAGAUUUCGAAAUCAAAAAUAUUAUUAUGCAUUUGUUAGAUUUGUUAAUGUUUUAGAGAAUAUUAAAAAAUUUGCUAAAGAAAUUACGCAGCUAUCAUGCUUUCAAAAAUUUAUAAAUGCCAAUGCAAUUAAAGAUGCAUUUGAUAAAAAUAUCAGAGAAUUUGAAGAUGUAUGUAGUGAUUUGCAUUUUACCAUAGCAAUGUAUGAUGUUGAACGAAGAGAACAAGAGGCUAAAAAUGUAGCUGAAGAUAUUGAUGUUUUGAACAAGUCUAUGAAUGAGGUGAAAUUUAAUAUCAAAGUGGUAAUGAAUGAAGUGGCUGCAUUAGCGUCAAGUAUGGAGAAUUUGAACUUACAAGCCAGCAAAUCAGCAGGUAGAGCUACUACAGCAAGAACACCUUUGAGUGAAGCAUACAAAGCACCCACGGUGGACCCAAGUCACUUAAAUGAACCAUUUGCAUCAGAUGAUAAUGUUCGUGGUAGCAGAAAAACAGUUGUUAAAAAAUUGUUUCGUGGACUUGAAGUUGCUUGUAAAAAAGUUCCAAAUAUCGAAAAUAAUGAUACAGCACAAUCUCAAAAAGGUCAAACAGAAUUGAUUAUUCUACUUAAAUUAGGAACCUUGUGUCCGAAUGUUGUUACUUUUUAUGGACUUUCAAAAGUGGAUAACAACGAUGUAAUGGUUUUUAACUGGGCAUCAUACGGCAACUUGAAAGAGAUGUACACAAAAUAUGAAAUAAAGUGGCCUUUGAAACUGAAAUUUGCUCGUGAUAUAUGUAACGGUCUCGUAUUCGUACAUCAAUGUAAUAUUUUGCAUCACGAUGUUCGUUGUGAAAAUAUUUUGAUUACGGAUAGUAAUGAGGCUAAACUUUCGAAUUUCGAACUGAGUCGUACUGUUCAAGGAUUAUCUGCAGAAGUUAAAAACUUGUUAGAUAUUGUUAGAUGGUUAGCACCAGAAAAAAUGCGUGUAACAAAAGAACAUGUCAUGAAUAAAAAACGUGAAACUCUUAAAAUUGCACUUUAUCCAUCAGAAAUUCCAAAUGAACUUGCGAAAAUCAUUAAAAAAGCUUGGCAAGAUGAACCGUCCGCACGUCCUUCAGAUUUAGAGGUACAAUUGAAAUUAAAAGAACUUUAUGAACGGUUUCAGGAAUCUUCUCCUCAGAUACGUCCUAAAGAUCCUCAUUAUUGA
Molecule: messenger RNA, 1488 nt
Organism: Cetraspora pellucida
Lineage: Eukaryota; Fungi; Glomeromycota; Glomeromycetes; Diversisporales; Gigasporaceae
Source: the annotation of a GenBank genome assembly